This is a messenger RNA of Mangifera indica (mango), 1681 nucleotides long. Its product is annotated as ankyrin repeat-containing protein BDA1-like. Bases 122 to 1150 code for a protein of 342 amino acids. Lineage: Eukaryota; Viridiplantae; Streptophyta; Magnoliopsida; Sapindales; Anacardiaceae. Gene Ontology annotation, molecular function: protein binding. The transcript is spliced from 2 exons. The record is from RefSeq and is a predicted model, not a curated record.
CUUUCUUGUUCACAAGGCAAACAGUGACUCCUAAUUUUCAAUCUUAUAACCCAAACUACCAUUGUUACUCCUGUAGUUGAAAGAAAAUUUGCAAAAGAUUUCUUUAAACACCCACACAGACAUGGAUGAGAGGUUGCAGAAUGCUGCCAUAGAAGGAAAUGUGGAUGCAUUAUAUUCAGUACUUGCAGAGGAUCCUUACGUUUUAGAGCGUAUUGAUCAAGUACCAUUUGUGACUACUCCCUUGCAUACAGCUGCAAGGGAGGGAAAGAUCCAUUUCGCCAAGGAGAUACUAAACUUAAAGCCUUCAUUUGCUUGGAAGCGAGACCAUCUUGGGCGUAGCCCCCUCCACUUGGCUUUGGAGGGAAAGCGCCUGCAGGAAGGGCUUAGUCCCCGUGAUUUGGAUUUGGAAGAGAAGUACCAGGAACUUGUAACAUGGUUGAUAAAACAUGACAGUGAGGUUGUCCGUGUUAAAGCAAAGGGGAUGGUUACUCCUCUGCACUAUGCAGCUCAACUAGACGAUGAAUCCAGUGUGGCUGACUUUUUGUAUGUUUGUCCAUUAUCAAUCGAAGAGUUGACUGUUAAAUCUGAAACUGUUGUACAUGUGGCUGUAAAAAACGGGAGUUUCAAAGCCUUUAAAGUCUUGCUAGGAUGGCUUCGACGCUUCAACAAAGAGGAGAUCCUGAAGUGGAAGGACGAGGAAGGAAACAAUCCAUUGCAUACUGCAGUGUCUGCAGAUCAACCUGAGAUGGUGAAGCUGUUGAUUGGAUAUCUGAAAGUGAAUAUAAACAACAGUAAAGGUUUGACAGCUUUGGACAUCUUCUACGUUCGCCGAUGUCAAGGUUUGGUAGAUGCAGCAGUUGGGGACAUUCUACUUGCUGCUAAUGCUAAAACUGCUUGUCAACUCCAUCGUCCGUCCUUAAGAGAUUCAAAAAAACCUUUACUAGUCGAGUACUUCUCUGGUGGCUUACCGUUUUCAGAAAAAAUUCUGAAAAGAUUCUCGCUAGGUUACCGAAGAGUUGAUGAAAUUCCCCUUGAAGUCCGGAACGUACUACUUGUGGUGGCUAUAUUGAUAGCCACAGCCACCUAUCAAGCAGCACUGAGCCCCCCGGAGGAUAUUGGCAAGAUGACCACGAACAUGAAGCAGGGAUGAUGAUUCUGGGGUCUUCAUUCCAAUUAUCAUUUUUGGCAUUUAAUUCUUUGGCUUUUUUACGUCUGUGUGCUUUAUUUCCACUCUUGUAGCUGGCCUCCCAUUUUACAUGAACAUUAACGCACUGAUAUUUUUGAUGCAAUUUUCUUAUUAUAUUUCUAUUCUUGAAACUUUUGACUACAACGGAAGUUCCUUUCCACACUCCUUGUUUAUCUUUUUUCUGUUUGUAAGUGGGCUUGCAGCAUAUUAUAUCCCAUGGUUCUUAGAUUUGCAACAUUCGAAGCUCGCGCGGAAUGGCCGCCGGAGGAACCUACGUUUGGGAAGCUUUGAACAACCUAAGAUGCGAAAUCAGCUGUAAAUAGUAAUAUUGAAUUUAUAUAUUUUUUCUGCCACUUGUUUAUGUUUUGUAAUUGCUUGAGAUGUUACAACAACUCUCUGAAUAUAUUUAAUGGACUCGUAUAUAUAAUCGUCUUUUGACGAUUCAUUAGUGUAUGUGAUUAAAGGUAUUAUGGUCAUUUAAUGACGGUUUUUUAA